AAAAUGGCCGUCAAGAAAGAAGGAAAAUAGAGAAAUUUGUUAUUUGAAUUGAAAAUCUACAAUUAUCAGCGUUUUUAUCAGAACGGAAUUUAACUCACCCCAUUAGAAUAGACCAAACAUCAGCUACACUAUGAAGGGUAAAGGAAAGAGUUCUCAUAAUAGUGAGAAAGAAAGUCAGCUGGCCUUUCCUGACCUCCAACCUGUUGACCAUCUUAAAGAUUGCUUAAAAUACAGCAACAUUCUAUCAAGAGGAGAUGAUGAAAGUGUAAAUCUUGAGGAAUUAGACACUGUUCAGACAGAUCUGGAAACUUUGCUAGCCUCAGCUGGUAAACGCUUGAAAUUACUGGAGAGCGAGAUUCAGAGCCUGUCUAAUAUACAAGAUAAGAAAGAUGUUAUAGCGCCACCUAUUGGAGGAAAGAAAGAAAAGGGGACCCCAGGAAAGGAUCAAUCGGGUAAAAGAGGGAAGCCUGGUUCAGAAGAGAAACCUAGUAAGAAAUUUAAAGAUGCCAAUGGAAAAGCUUCCAGUGUAAUACCUACUCCUCCAUUGAAACUCAAACAAAAAUCACAGUCUAAAAUAUUGGAGUAUGAAUUUAAUGAAGCACCGAGAGAAACACUGCCUAAAUUACCUAAAAAUGACGCUGUCAAUAGAUUCUGGACGUCAGUUGAACCAUAUUGUGCUGAUAUUACUAACGAUGAUUUAAAAGUUUUAGAAGAUAUUUUAAAAUCUCACGAAGAGGAUGGUGAUUAUUUUAAAGUGACUCCAUUAGGGAAACAUUAUACAGAGAAAUGGGCAGAGGAAGAUCUUCUAGAAGAACAAAAUGAUGCUGGGUUGACUGGAAUUAUGAGUGAAGAUGACAUAUUUAAGGUCAUCACACUUGUACACACUGCCGAGUUUAGAACCCACAACCACCAUUUGUUCGACUUAACCAUUGGGUUUAGUAAUAUGGAAGAGUCACCAUUUGGACAGUUGACUCAGAGACUAGUGUCAGCUUUAAUAGAGGAGAAUAUCAUGACUCCAAUAGAUGACUCAAUGAAUGAAAUUACUGGUGGAAAAGAAAGUGCUGAUGAAGCUCCAGCUAUCUCACCCAGAACUUUAGCUAAACAAUUAAACAUUGGUAACCCAACACAUCUUGAGAGACGAAUAAAACGGGAACUGGAGGAACAAGGUAUACUAGAUUUUGAAGAUAAAGAGGAUGAUAACCCUGAUGAUGAGAUAUUGGCUGAAAUACGUAAAAAACAGUCUGAGUUACGACUUCUGUGUCAGAGGAAUAUGAUUAUCACCAAUCAACUUCAUGUCAAGGCUAAAGAACAAAUGGCUAAACAGGCAAUGAAGAAAAAACUAUCUGCUGCAGACACUGAGGUUAUGGAAGCCUAUAGAAAAAUUCAGGCAGCAAAACAGAAGAAGAAAACACCCACAAAGAAAGAGAAAGACGCAGCCUGGAAGGCUUUGAAAGAAAGAGACGCCAUUAUGCAAAACUUGGAUGUUUGAAAUCCUGGUAUUUUCAAGAACGGUUUUGCACAAUUUCUGAGAAGAAAGGUCAACUUGAAGCUCACUGUAGCAUAAGACAAUAUAAACUGUUGUGGAAAUGGUUGAAGAUGUUGGAACUUAUUGUAUGAAGUGGUUCCUAUAUAGUUUUAUUGAGAGAUCAGAGUAGAAUUGUCAUAUUGGUGGUGUCUUAGGUCUUAGGGACCAUCUUCUAUGUUAAACGGGCAUUCAUUUUUUUUUCAUUUGUGUUUUUUUGGUUUUGAGUGUGAAAUCCAUCACACUGUAUGCCAACAUAUAGAGAAUGAUGCCCCUUUCUUUUCGUGAAAGUUUUAACUUAAAGUAUUCAAACGUUAGGCCACAAACAGCAACAAAACAGUUAAGUAAGUAUUUUGAAUUCUGAUUGGACCGCUAAUUGUUAAAAACCAAUCGGCAGCAAUUUCACAAGCGUACCUCCGAAAGUGAAGAGUUGCAGGUCUGUAGUUCGAAAUAUUCUGUCAACCAAAAAAUCACAUCAUGUGUUUUUUUAACUCAGCAUGUCUAAAAUAUUGAUGAUUAAGAUUGGUUUCUCUGUCAGCAGGUCAACGUAUAGAAACCAUACAAAGGACAUGUGACCCUGCACAUCAUAUCAGGUAUUAAGUUGCACUGCCCAGUAAUAAGCUGACAGUGAAGUAUUAAAAGGGGACUCAAAUCUGGAUAUUAAAUUGACUAUAUCAUCUGAACGGAGAAAGCUACAUGCACCAAAUGCUUCUUAAUACCUGGUUUGAUGUGCAGGUUCACCUAUGUAUAUAAUAUCAUGCUUAAUAAGCCCAGUUUACAUGUUGGAAUUAAAACAGAAUGCCUCUUUAAGCUUGACUGGUACCUUUAAUCUAACUAGUAGACAUGCAGUAUUGUGAUUUUUUUCAAAGUCCUAAAACCUGCAAGCCUCACUAUGAUAUUAAGUACAAUAAUAUAUAUAUUAAUAUUAAAAACAGAUGAUUAAUUUACUUUAAUUGUUAUGUUAAUUGUGUAUAUAGAAAUGUAACUAUAUAACAGUUUAUAGUUGUAAA
Molecule: messenger RNA, 2532 nt
Organism: Lottia gigantea (owl limpet)
Lineage: Eukaryota; Metazoa; Mollusca; Gastropoda; Lottiidae
Exons: 10
Coding region: 131-1489 (452 amino acids)
Biological process (GO): regulation of transcription by RNA polymerase II
Cellular component (GO): SAGA complex
Molecular function (GO): transcription coactivator activity
Source: RefSeq, a predicted model, not a curated record